Stereum hirsutum FP-91666 SS1 is the source of this 615-nucleotide messenger RNA. Its product is annotated as nucleoside diphosphate kinase. Gene Ontology annotation, biological process: GTP biosynthetic process; CTP biosynthetic process; UTP biosynthetic process. NCBI's taxonomy places the organism in Eukaryota, Fungi, Basidiomycota, Agaricomycetes, Russulales, Stereaceae. Bases 1 to 456 code for a protein of 151 amino acids. Gene Ontology annotation, molecular function: nucleoside diphosphate kinase activity. The transcript has 5 exons. The record is from RefSeq and is a predicted model, not a curated record.
AUGUCUGUCCAGGAACGCACCUACAUCAUGGUCAAGCCCGACGGUGUCCAGCGCGGGCUCGUUGGAAACAUCAUCUCCCGCUUUGAGGCGCGCGGCUUCAAGCUCGUUGCUCUCAAGCUCGUCCACGCUACCCCCGAGCACCUCGAGAAGCACUACGCGGACUUGAAGGGCAAGCCCUUCUUCCCUGGUCUCAUCAAGUACAUGGCUGCCGGCCCUGUCGUCGCCAUGGUCUGGCAGGGUCUUGACAGCGUCAAGACCGGUCGUGCCAUGCUCGGUGCUACCAACCCGCUCGCUUCUUCUCCCGGCACCAUCCGCGGUGACUUCGCCCUCGCUGUCGGCCGCAACAUCUGCCACGGUUCGGACUCUGUCGAGAACGCCGAGAAGGAGAUCAAGCUCUGGUUCCCCGAGGGCGCUGUCCAGUACAGCAACGCCAUGGAGAGCUGGAUCUUCGAGUAAACGUGCGCUACUAGCCUGCACGCCACGUUCAAAAAAGGAAGAAGUCUAGACGCAUGUCGCCUGCAUCGUGUUCUGCGCUCGUCUUGUGUAGUGUAGGACAUGUUCAUCGAUUGCGAUUGUAAACUGUUGCGUGGAAAGAUAUCAACAUCAUGAGUUUCC